Messenger RNA from Anopheles bellator, 2287 nucleotides. It is a transcript of the gene Uck, whose product is annotated as uridine-cytidine kinase. Bases 89 to 898 code for a protein of 269 amino acids. Gene Ontology annotation, cellular component: cytoplasm; cytosol. The transcript is spliced from 7 exons. Gene Ontology annotation, molecular function: ATP binding; kinase activity. NCBI's taxonomy places the organism in Eukaryota, Metazoa, Arthropoda, Insecta, Diptera, Culicidae. The record is from RefSeq and is a predicted model, not a curated record.
UUCUCUAUCACGCAUCACGCAGCGUGAGUUGUGAUAAGCAUAUUUUUCCGUUUUCAGCGAGUGUGCAGUCCACCAAUUUACCCUUACGAUGGGUGACGAUGAAGUAUUCAAUGGCGUGAAUAACGAUGCACGAACCAAUGGCAGCUCGGACACGGUUAAAACGCCUUUCGUGAUAGGUGUCGCCGGCGGUACUGCCAGCGGAAAGUCGACCGUAUGCAAACGCAUCAUGGAACAACUGGGUCAGGCUGAUAUGGAUCACACACAACGACAAGUUGUAACCAUAAGUCAGGAUAGCUUCUACCGGGAGCUUACAGACGCAGAGAAAUCUCGCGCCGAAAAGGGCCUCUUUAAUUUUGACCACCCGAGCGCUUUCAACGAGGAGCUUAUGUUGCAGACACUGCAAAGCAUCUUGCAGGGGAAAAAAGUGGAAAUUAGCGAGUACGAUUACCGUAAGAAUGCGGUCUGCCCAGAGAAGCUAAUCACUAUCUAUCCGGCCGAUGUGGUUCUAUUCGAGGGCAUUCUUGUGUUCUACUUUCCUGCAAUACGUGACUUGUUUCAUAUGAAGCUGUUCGUCGAUACCGAUUCCGAUACCAGGCUGGCCCGUAGAGUUCCGCGUGAUAUUAACGAGCGUGGUCGAGAUCUGGAGCAGGUUCUGAAUGCGUACAUGACUUUCGUGAAACCAGCGUUUGAAGAGUUUUGUUCACCGACUAAAAAAUUUGCGGAUGUUGUCAUACCACGAGGAGCAGAUAAUACAGUUGCUAUUGAUCUGAUUGUUCAGCAUAUUCGAGAGUUCCUGAAUAAUCGUACACGUAGCGAACAUAGCCCCCAGCUGGCAACGUGUGGCACGAGUGCGCUAAAUUUAGCCAGCGGUCGAGUUCGUUACUUCGUGUUCCACUAGAACCCAAGCGUACGUUUGUUAGCAAAAUGAUCGCAAUAGUAAAAGCGAAUCAUUUGUACGGGUGCCUAAGCAUGUAAUAACAGGAAGGAUAACACAUCUGUAACAAGGACAAAUUUGAAACUACGAAACAAACGCGUACGGCUGAGCCGUCUUGGGUGAUUUUGGUUGAAUCAAAAUUGCCUGUACUUUGAUCAGUACCUCAUCCCGUCUAUCACCAAGAAGAACCAAAAACAUGAAGCCAAAAACUAUUAUAUACUAAUUUCAUCAUCGGAACAACAAACUGGUUCUGGUAGAAAUUUUCACGAGUUAUGAGUUCAUAGGUUUGCUCAUUUAAAACUUCGUUUAAAAUCAUAAGUAGGACAGGAAGUAGAUGAGCUACUGCUAGAAUCGCUUUCCAAAAGGAAAGUGUCGUUGUGCCAUUUGUUUAGUUCACUGUGCUUCGUUACUAUUCGUUGUCACUAUUGUACUGUCUCACUUCUCGACGCUCGGACAGCCCCACGUAUGUUAGCAAUUUGGCAGUUGCAUUUGUGUGCGUAUUGUAGUUCCAACAUCAACAAAUGACCAUCAAAAGCGAACGUUUGACUGCAAUGUGUACAAUUGACGUACAAGAAAGAUCAUACAAAAAAGCAACAUUUCAAAGCCUUAUUGAUUCGUCCGUUAUUAAUUUCAUAUCGUUCGCAGCCGAAGAAAAUUUACAAACAAUUUCCACCUCGGUAAUCAGUAGACAGCUCUAUUCGGUGCUGUACGAUUACAGUUGAAACCCAGAGUAGCAACGUGAAUGUGAUAAGCAAGAGUUUUGUAGCGUCGUCAUGCAAAAUAUAAAUUCAACUUACGAACGAGAACGAACGAAUUCAAAAGCAGUGUAAUGAUCACAGUAGAACUGCACUGCAAACCAAAAUGCAAAUGGCAGUGUCCGUUGGCGGUGUCCCUCGUGGGCCGCGUGAUUUAAGCAUACAAUAACCAGUGAAGAGCAAUAUAUCGUUUACGAUUAGGGUAUAAAAGAUGUGCGUUUUUCUGUUGUGUAAGGUAGUAAGGCAAGCACUGCACGUACCCAUUUCGGGUCGGACUACACCAAACGGGGGACUAUUGAAGCUUUAGGUGCUUUGGAAAAAACGAAUGCCGAAAGCGAUAUGUCGAUGGAACUACAAUAUAGUACAGUGGCGCACCGGGGAAAUACACUUUUCCCAACGUCCCAAAUUCAAAUCUCAUUUAAAUCCCCAAUCACCCUCUGGGCAGUUUAGUACUGUGAACCAGAGGAAGUACUUUAACAAAACUCCCCAAACACCGUACGUACAAGUUGCCGAUGUACAACCAGAAGCUACUAUGGUUUAUGUUUCUAAACUGUUCGGAAAUAAAUCGAUUUCAAACAAUGCGCACUAGAGUGUGAUU